This is a messenger RNA of Dermacentor andersoni, 6310 nucleotides long. RefSeq names its product Protein pasi2 (gene pasi2). Gene Ontology annotation, cellular component: plasma membrane. The record is from RefSeq and is a predicted model, not a curated record. NCBI's taxonomy places the organism in Eukaryota, Metazoa, Arthropoda, Arachnida, Ixodida, Ixodidae. Gene Ontology annotation, biological process: regulation of tube length, open tracheal system; establishment of glial blood-brain barrier; septate junction assembly.
CACAUCCGCUUUCCGACCAACAACAACCGUAGACUGCAGGCCGUUUGGUGUGUCAAAGAGGUUUGCCUUGGCAUUCGAAAUAUUUCGCUAGCAAUUUUGGAACUAUGCCUUCGGUGCUGGAUCGAUCUCGGCAGAAAUGGUACCAUCGGCGUCCACUGUUGAGAACAGCAUAUUUCACGGACCUGCAAUACGGCAGCUACAUCGCUGGAAUCUGCUCCAUCGUCGAAAGCAUCUUCAUGAUCCUGCUGACCGUCUUUGACAUCUACUGCCUUGCGGAGGCAUCUCCUGGCUCGACGCAUUACCGAUACUUUGGGUUCAGCUUUUUAUUUGUGUACAGCGGCAACCAACAUGUUCGAAACCUGCUAAUUACUGUCUCUGUGAUCUCAUUCGUGAUGAGUGUUGCACUCUUGAUCACUUCUGUCAUGAUGGUGAUGGCUUUAAGAAAGGAGAAAGAAGCAAAGUUUCGUCCCUGGUUGUUCAUUAUGUUCGCAUUCACUGCGUGGAGAUUCUUUGCUAUUAUCUUCCGUUCUAUUUGCAAUGACUUGUACUACUCGUACCAUCAAGCUGUCCUUAUCAUCUGGAUUGUUCUGAUUGCAGCGAAUGUAUUUGCUUGGCUUAUCGUGUAUUCUAAUUAUCAGGAGUUGACAGACAUCACAAGGCUUGAGGAUAUGGCAAAACUGAAGCUCGGAACUCUGAGCAGCCUCAAUGCAUCACGAUCUGUUUCUCAUCAUUCCAUUGACUCCAUGAAGAAUUCUCACAGCAUGACUCCGCACAACAUCAGCUUUCAGUCCACAACUAGUGCCAAGGGCUCAUUGUCUACAGCAUCAGCAUAAGAGUGAACUGCUGGCCUUUUUGUUCUCUGUGAAGUUCUAUUACAUGAAUAUAUGUUUAUUGGUUGCAUUUUACAAGCCACUAGUACCAGAUAUGCUGUGGUAUGGUCAUAGGAUAAGCUGGAAUGAAUGACCAGUUGUACAGACACUGCUUUUUUCUUUUACAAAUGAGAGGCAGUUGUUUUUAUAUGUGGCCUCAGUAUGACAAGUGAACAAAGUUUGCUUUGUUGGACAAGAGUAAAACUAAACUGAAUCGUUUUACGGCAUAGAGCACACACAAUAGUUUGUAUAACAUUUUGUAGUAAAGUUUGGCUUUAAAUCUUUAUUUUAUGGGAGUAUAUGUAGCCUUCAUAUACAAAGACAGUAAUCUAUUCCUAACUCUUUUGCUUUUCAGUAAGUGGUGUGUGCAGUUUCGCACUUUCUGAUGGUGUUAUGUCUUGAAAUAGCUUUGUAAGGUUUGUAGUUUUUUUCAUAAGCUAUCGAGUCAGUUAAGCAUGUUGUUCACAGUGAGAUGGCAUUCUUUUGUAAACUUUAUCUAUGCUACACUUUCAUCAUCCUACUGAAGUGUACUAAAGAACGAUUUUGAUCUGAACACGCUAUGUACCUGUGGGACAGCACUUCAUAAAUAACAGUAAUUCUGAGUAAAUUAUACAUAAAUGAUUUGAUCCUAAAAAGUCCAGAGUUCUACUGCCCUGUGCUCUGCUUUCUACCUCAUAUGUCUAAAACAAAUUGUUUUGGCCAAUUUUCGAAUACCAACAUAGCUGUCCAGAAGUGUUGUGGCACAUUUCGUGUGACAACUUUAAACUGAUUUUCAUGUCAUUUAGGUGCACGUACACAUGAUAGAAGGCUGUGUCUAUAUGAUCUUUAAUCACGAUAGGCUGUGUAAGAUUUUGUCUUAUGUUUUCAGAGACUUCUUAAAUAACCAAAUUAGAUGCUGUCAUUCAAAUAGUAGCUUGUAAAGGGUGACCGUACAUUGACUUGUUCGUUUGUAUUAUAUGGCACUUCAUGGCUUUGUCUGCACUGGCCUGCAUUUUAGCAUUUUUGUUUUCUUAGGGCAACACCCACCUGUGGAGUAAGAAUCUCUAGCGCUUCUUUGAAAUUGGGCAUACUGAGGCUGUUUUCAUUCCCGUUGUAAUGUACUACCAAUGUGUGUUACAUGUGUAUUCCAGCCAAACAACUAGGAACAUAAAAAUUCUGAAUGCAGUUUCUUCCUUUGAGCAAUUCACCAAAGUGUGGUCCUUUAUGUAAUACUGUAUUUACUCGAUUCUAAUGCGCACCCGUUUUCCAUGACCAAAAAGAAAGAAAAAAAACAUCCUAGAUUUUAACGCACACCCUUUUGCCGUGACCUACAAAAACAAAAAUCCUUUACAAUACCGCGCACCUCAUUAUUUCAUACAGAAAUACAACUUUCUCUCAUUUGGAAAAACAAAGAUUUACUCCCAAUGUACUAAAGUUACGAUUAAUAAAAAAAGUCACUGUUUCGCCCGAAAGGUGAAGCAUCGAUUGCGAUAGAAAAUUAAUAGGCAGCUAUACAAAAAGUAAGGAUAGUAGUUUUAUUGACCAUUUAAACUUUUAAACAUUCGUUUCCUAACUAAAUUAACAAGCAUGGUGUCACGCGUGCGCAAGCAAACAUGAACACACCUUACUCAAUGACUGUGUAAACUUUUUAUGAGAAUGCUGGAGUGAGGAGGUGCAGUAGCAGAAGUGGGCAAAUUGACCUUUGUGCAGCCUCUCACUUCAACGUGAACUAAGCGACGAGAACACAGCACGGUGCGCCUAGGUGCGUAGACUGUCUUCAGAUCGCAGAUCUCUUUCAAGAUAGGGGCCGCGCAGCCAUGCCUACGCAGCAGGCACCGGAGUAGAACGCUUCUCCUGUUUGCGCCAAUCCCGCACACAUGUUUCAGGAACUACGAACACCCCUCUCCACACACAUGAUCACUUUCCUUUUAAUUGCAUCAUCGUGAGGAACACUCGGUGUGUCUUCGCAGUUGGCACUUCCAUUCUGAUAGAGCACACGCAGAAAACGAGAAGAUGGACGGUGGACUAACCUAACCAUACGUACUACAGCACAUGGAGCAAGGUACGGCAGCUACGCUUAAAGCGCGUACAAGGCGGCCAUUUUCAAAUGCCGAUGGCGAUAUGGUAACACAUAUUUAGGGUCGUACUAGAUUCUAACGCCCACGCAAUAUUUUAACCAUUGCAUUGGGAAAAUUGUGUGCGUUAGAUUCGAGCAAUUACGGUAGAUUUUCAUAUUGUGGCUUUUGACUUUCAAUCUGUCACAUUUAGUGUAGUUAACAGAAACUAGUUCAACAUAAGUACAUGAACAUUGCAAGGUGUGCAAAGGCAACUGCUUUGCCACAGACAUGUGAAAAGUGGCUUGAGGUUGUGUAGCGAGUGGUCUUGUUUCUUUUACAACCACAUUAUUAACACUAUUUUACUCUCGCAUUUGGUUUCUCUAAACUGCUUUGCUUAUUGAAAAGUGGCUCCCAUUGAGAAUAUACGACACAUUUUCAGGAAUUUCAGUCAGUAAAUAUAGGCGACUUACCCUUUAAAAUGUUAAAUUAUCACCAUCUUGCAUACUUUGAUAUGCAUUUGUGACAUCCCAGAUUUUCUCAUUUGUUGCGGAAACCUAAUGUUUGUAAUACUUCGAAAAGCUGUAAUAUGUUUCCUUUUUGGUUGCUUACAUGUAAGCAUCCAUUGUGUAUGGGUUGUCAUGAGUGGACUCAUUUGGCUUCUUUGAUGCUUUGAGAUUGUUUUUGCACAUCUGAAAGUGUGGUAGCCUAUGCAUGAAAUAAGAUUCUUCUGUGGGUUUUAAGGGAGCAUGACACAUUUCAACUACGGUUGCACAACCAAGACUUGCUGGCAGUGUAAUGAUGCGAAGCUGCAUUUGGAUAUUGUGCUGUGGGCAAGCCAUGAACCAAAAUGAAUCUCAUUGCAAAUUCAAUCAUAUUUCAAGGCUUUUUAUUGUGAUAGAAAUUAUAUGGACACUCCAGGUGCAUAUCUGCUGUCGCCGUGAGGUUCCAUAUAAAAUCCAAGGGCAACAAAAUAGUUGCCGCGUGCCGUAUGCUGUUUGUGCGAGUGAAAGCGUGCGAGGGUGAGCCGGUGAACGCAGCUUAAUCUCGCGCACGCAAGCGAGGAAAGCGGAGAGGAACUGUGCCAUCUUCCGUUACGCGCAAGGCUUUGGGGCUGGUGAGGGGGUGGGGGGGCGCAUUCUACUCCGGACAGCCUGGGCAUGUGCGCGGCCGUCCAUGUCUCUGUAUCUUGAAAGCCAUCUGUGAUGGGGACAGAGUCCACUGCAUGCUGCCUUUUUGCAGCUUAGUUCGCGUUGAUGCAAGAUGCAGCACAAAGGUAAAUUCGCUCGCUGCUGCUGCCGUGCUUCCUCAUGACCAGCGAGCUUCCGCAGUCAUUGAGUGAGAUGUUAGUUUAGUUAGUGUGCCAAUGUUUACAAAUUCAUAUGGCCGAUAAAACUACUAUCCUUAUUUCGUAUAGCUAGCUGUCCACUAAUUUGUUGUCGCAAUCGAUGCUUCACCUUUCGGGCGAAACUGCGACUUUUUGAUAACAUUGCUGCAUUUCACUAGAGUUUGUGAACUGUCAUUUCAUGUUCCUGCGUUUGUCUAAGUUCAGUAGCUUUGUAAAGAACUUGUAAUGGUUUGUACUGUAAUCUAUGGACUAUAGUCUGCUCCCGGUGUAUACUUCCGAAGAGUCAAACUCUGAUCAAAAACAAUCUUUUUUCUUUAGAUCGGCCACACCCUGGUAGAUAAUCCAUGUUGCUCCCAAAAUUGGCUGUGUAUAUUACCCGCAACAUUUAAUACUCUUCAAGUAACUGCUAAUGGAGAGUAGUGUUAUGCACCAUUAAUUACCCUCUGGGCCAAAUGAUAAAACCUUCCCUUCCUCUGGACACUUCUUAACCUUAUGUGAGGGGCACUUCAUGCCUCCUUACCAUGAAGCAUGGAUGGAAGAAGCAGGUGUUUUCUGAAUGCUCCCUUUAACCAUCUUCGCGAAAGGAGCCGUUUCGUUUGGUAACGACUCCUUCACUGACGGCAGCUGACUAUGGAAGCUUUCAGAAUUGACGUAAUGUAACUUAAAUACAAUGGUUAAUGUAACUUAAAUACAAUGGUGACUUCUCUAGUGAGGUUAGGAACAUGUAAAAAUUUGGCCCACAUUUUUAUCAGCUUUUCCUUCACCAGAUAUUAUACUAUCAUUCUUUAGCACUAUCCAACAUUGUCAUAACACUAGAAAUUUCUCCUUUUUUUUUCUCUUUUUUUUUUUGUAGAGUGGGUUCUACAACAUGUUUAAUGAAAGUGUAGAAUUUAACUGAUGCUAAAAGGCAUAUCCUCACAAAUCAUUUCCAAUAGAAAGCUCUGGAAGGAGCUAUGCAUUAAUGAAAUUGUCAGCAAGAAGUGCUGCCACUAAUGCACCCUUCUGACCUCCUCCUUUUCAUCAUUCCUACUGCACUCAAUGUUAUGCACCACACCCACAUGGAACGAUGCUGCCAACAUGAUCAACAGUGUUGAUCUAUCCACCAUUACUUUUGUAUUGAUGUUGCCUUCAGAUCUACAUAUCAAGCUGAGAUGUGUAGCAUCAGGCUACAAAUCUUUGAGGCUAUUGUAAUGUGCAAUGGUAUGAUUUUCCACCAUCAGAUCUGACCACUGCUUGUCAGUUAUAACAUUCCUCCAAUUCGGUUUUGCUUUCUACCCAUGGCAUUUCAACAAAUCUGCCCCAUAGCCAUUGUGUUGCCAGGGGUGUUGAAAAGCUGAACGAAAUGGGAGGCAGCCUUUUAAAUGAAAUUGUGGACUCUCAGUGGAUUCACAGAAAUAUUUAGCUCAGACGCUCAUGAUAGUAAUACACAGUGACUGAGCAAGUUUCUUUAUCGUGUUCGAAACACGUUGCAUGAUCCCUUAAAUUUUGUGACAUUCCAAACCACGUUGACAACUUUUUUAUGUGCCUUAUACUUUUAAUUUGUUGCAUUGUUUUGAUUCAUUUUGGUGGAUGCAUUUAUGAACAUUAAGUGGGCAUGUGAAAUUAGUUUUUAUGAAUUGUUAUUUUUGGCACAGAAAUGUUCAAGCAAGAUUGUUGGGGACUUUGAUCACAUGUACAAACUAUGUUAUAAUGCUGCUUACUAUGGAGUUCUUUAUUUUCUUGCUGAACAUUGUAUCACAGUCAUUUGAUUUUAUGCCAAUUGUUUUAUGCAUUCUGUGUCCAUCUUUCACUUAGUACUUCGCUGCAAGCAAUCAUGUUUUAAGAAUGUGCUGAUUUAUUUUGCUUAAAACAGAUAACACUAAGAGUGGCCACGUUGUGCAGCACUUUCUCUACGUGCUUGUUGGCCACCAGAAUCUGUAUUCCGUCCAUUUUUACUGUUUACACUUGAGCACCAAAACCCUUGUGAAGAGCACUGUUGCUUGGAUUGUUAAAAGUAAAUAGCAUGAAGAAAUGUAUUUUUACAUGUUCACCCUGUUUGUGAAUAAACAUACACAAUUUUA